Molecule: messenger RNA, 876 nt
Organism: Chenopodium quinoa (quinoa)
Lineage: Eukaryota; Viridiplantae; Streptophyta; Magnoliopsida; Caryophyllales; Amaranthaceae
Product: uclacyanin-2-like
Exons: 2
Coding region: 147-641 (164 amino acids)
Cellular component (GO): plasma membrane
Molecular function (GO): electron transfer activity
Source: RefSeq, a predicted model, not a curated record
GUUUUCGCUGUCAUUUUAAGACCACUUUUCCUAUAUAAUGUUACAUGCAGCCCCAUUGAAGAUAAACAUAUAGUACACUUUUUUAUAGCUUCUCUUCUAGACUUGUACCAUUUGCAUCAUCUAAGUCGAGAACAAUAGCAAGAGAGAUGGCGUUCGCUGCGGUGUUUCUUGUGAUCCUGAUGGCCACACCAGCGGCCUUUGCCACGGACUACCCCGUUACAUGGAGCUUAGGCACUGACUACUCGUCAUGGACCACCAAAUCGCUAAAUGCUGGUGAUACGCUUACCUUUACCUACGAUGGCACACACAAUGUGGAGGAAGUAAGCAAAAGUGCCUACGACAGUUGUUCUUCUAGCAAUGCCCUUGAAAGACACACCGGUGGAAAAACCACCAUUACUUUAAAGGAGGGUCCAGCAUACUUUAUUUGUGGCACCGCUGGACAUUGCUCUGGAGGCAUGAAGCUACAAGUAACCGCCAAAGCGUCCGGAGGAUCAACUACCCCAUCAUCAACACCUACGCCCUCUGGAUCAACUACUCCAUCUUCGUCUACCCCAGCUGGUAGCAAUGGUGCCGCGGGGCUUUCAAGUGUGGCUCCUUUGAUUAUUGGUUUGCCACUUGCUUUGGUUGCUUUCUUUGGCUAGAGAAGAGGCAGUGCAGAUGGCAUAUCAUUGGCCAGUUUAAUGAUUAUGUGUUUUAAUAAAUACUUACUAGCUGUUUUUAUUCAGUUUUAAGGAGUUUGUUGUGAAUUUGAAGAGAUGUAUAUUGUAUUUAACAUUUUAACUAGUGUUUGUCAAUUUCAUCUGAGUUUGUAAUUCUUUCCAUUGUUAUCACAUGGCUGCUUUUAAGUAGGUAGUUUAUAUAAUCUUAUAUGAUACA